AUGACCAGGGGAAAUCAGCGUGAGCUGGCACGCCAAAAGGCUGCCAAGAAGGCUAAUGAGAGCGGCAAAGGGAAGAGAAGUGACGAUGGACUCUCGGCUGCCGCUCGGAAGCAGAGGGAUGCUGAAAUAAUGCAGCAAAAGCAGAAAAAGGCAGAUGGUGGCGAGAAAGAUAACCCAAAGUCCAAGUGA
Nerophis lumbriciformis (worm pipefish) is the source of this 189-nucleotide messenger RNA. The record is from RefSeq and is a predicted model, not a curated record. Lineage: Eukaryota; Metazoa; Chordata; Actinopteri; Syngnathiformes; Syngnathidae.